CAGAUUCAUUCAUGUUGUUGUGAUCUGAAAGGGCAGAAAUGAAGACAGCGCUGUGCUCGGCAGUCGCUGCUCUGUGUGCAGCCGCCUUCCUCUCCUCCAUCGAGGCUGAAGUUAAUCCACCAUCAGACUUGAAUUUUACAAUUAUAGAUGAACGUAAUGUUCAAAUGUCAUGGAAAAGGCCACCAGAUCCAAUAGUGGGUUACAGGAUAACUGUGGUUCCAACAAAUGAUGGACCUACUAAAGAAUUUACUCUUUCACCUAGCACUACCCAAACUGUCUUAUCAGAUCUUAUAGCUGAUAUAGAGUAUGUUGUAUCAAUAGCUUCAUAUGAUGAACGAGAGGAGAGUCUACCUGUUUUUGGCCAGCUGACAAUUCAGACGGGUGGUCCAGGCAUACCAGACGAAAAGAAAGUUGAGGCUCAAUUACAAAGAUGCUCCAUAAGUGCAAUGACAGAUUUAGUUUUCCUGGUAGAUGGUUCAUGGAGCGUAGGGAGAAAUAACUUUGGAUAUAUUCUGGACUUCAUGGUUGCCCUUGUAUCAGCCUUUGACAUUGGGGAAGACAAGACGAGAGUUGGAGUUGUUCAGUACAGUUCAGAUACAAGAACAGAGUUCAAUUUAAAUCAGUAUUUCAGAAGACGUGAUCUUAUCGAUGCAAUUAAAAGGAUACCUUACAAAGGUGGCAACACAAUGACAGGUGAGGCUAUUGAUUACCUGGUUCAAAACACCUUCACUGAGUCUGCUGGAGCAAGAAAAGGCUUUCCCAAAGUAGCAAUUGUCAUUACGGAUGGAAAAGCUCAAGAUGAAGUAGAAAUUCCUGCAAGAGAGCUUCGCAACAUAGGAGUUGAAGUUUUUUCUUUGGGAAUCAAAGCAGCAGAUGCGAAGGAACUCAAGCUAAUUGCAUCUCAGCCUUCACUGAAGCAUGUGUUCAACGUGGCUAAUUUUGAUGGAAUUGUGGAUAUACAGAAUGAAAUUAUCUUGCAAGUGUGCUCUGGCGUGGAUGAACAACUAGGUGAACUGGUUAGUGGAGAAGAAGUGGUGGAGCCUCCUUCAAACCUGGUGGCUACUCAGAUCUCCUCAAAAUCUAUUAGGAUCACUUGGGAUCCAUCCACAAGCCAAAUAACUGGCUACCGGUUGCAGUUCAUUCCAAUGAUGGCUGGAGGAAAACAACAUGUACUGAGUGUGGGUCCUCAGACUACUGCCCUGAAUGUUAAAGAUCUUUCUCCAGACACAGAAUACCAAAUCAAUGUUUAUGCAAUGAAAGGACUGACCCCCAGUGAGCCAAUAACGAUAAUGGAAAAAACGCAACAAGUAAAAGUUCAAGUGGAGUGCUCACGUGGUGUGGAUGUAAAAGCUGAUGUUGUGUUUUUAGUGGAUGGUUCCUACAGCAUUGGUAUCGCCAAUUUUGUUAAAGUAAGAGCCUUUUUGGAAGUGUUAGUUAAAAGCUUUGAGAUAUCGCCUCGAAAAGUACAGAUAAGUCUUGUCCAGUACAGCAGAGAUCCCCAUAUGGAGUUUUCUUUGAACAGAUACAACAGAGUGGAAGACAUAAUUCAGGCUAUUAACACCUUCCCCUACAGAGGUGGAUCUACCAACACAGGCAAAGCGAUGACAUAUGUGAGGGAGAAAGUGUUUGUUACCAGCAAAGGAUCAAGACCAAAUGUGCCGAGAGUCAUGAUUCUUAUUACUGAUGGAAAAUCGUCAGAUGCUUUUAAAGAACCUGCAAUAAAGCUGAGGGAUGCAGAUGUAGAAAUAUUUGCAGUUGGUGUGAAGGAUGCAGUGCCUUAUGUACCUGCAAGGAAUAUGGUCUUUUCUAAUGUAACAUCUGACAGUUUCAAAGUGAGCUGGUCUGCAGCUGGAUCGGAGGUUUUGUCCUAUCUCAUUAAAUAUAAAGUAGCAGUCGGUGGAGAAGAAUUCAUUGUUUCAGUCCCAGCUUCAAGUACCAGCUCAGUUCUCACCAACCUGCUCCCUGAAACUACUUACGCAGUCAGUGUGAUUUCGGAAUACGAAGAUGGUGAUGGCCCUCCCUUGGAUGGAGAGGAAACCACCUUAGAAGUUAAAGGUGCUCCUCGAAACUUAAGGAUAACAGAUGAAACUACUGAUAGCUUUGUGGUUGGCUGGACUCCAGCUCCAGGAAACGUCCUGCGGUACAGGCUUGUCUACAGACCACUUACUGGAGGAGAACGGAGACAGGUCACUGUCUCAGCAAACGAAAGAUCAACCACUCUACAGAACUUGAUCCAGGAUACAAGAUACGAAGUGUCUGUUAUUCCUGAGUAUCAGUCUGGGCCUGGGAAUUCACUGACUGGAUAUGCAAAAACUGAUGAAGUCCGAGGAAAUCCAAGAAAUUUGAGAGUUUCUGAUGCUACAACAUCAACAAUGAAGCUGUCUUGGGGUGCUGCUCCUGGCAAAGUGCAGCAGUACUUUAUAACAUACACUCCAGUUGCGGGAGGUGAAACGAAGGAAGUGACUGUGAGAGGUGACACUACCUCUAAAGUGCUGAAAGGCUUAGACCAAGCCACGAGGUAUGCAUUGACUGUGUCUGCCUUGUAUGCUUCUGGAGCAGGAGAGGCCCUUUCUGGAGAGGGAGAAACGCUUGAAGGAUUAAUUAACGGAGUUAAAGUAUCCCAUCCAUUUGAAAAUUUCCAGGGGUUCUACUAUGCUGAGACUGAAAAAUGUUCGGGGACCAUUUUUGUAUUAGAGAACAAACAUCCAGUGUAG
Mesitornis unicolor (brown roatelo) is the source of this 2714-nucleotide messenger RNA. Its product is annotated as collagen alpha-1(XII) chain-like. The record is from RefSeq and is a predicted model, not a curated record. Lineage: Eukaryota; Metazoa; Chordata; Aves; Mesitornithiformes; Mesitornithidae. The transcript has 13 exons. Bases 39 to 2714 code for a protein of 891 amino acids. Gene Ontology annotation, molecular function: protein binding.